Molecule: messenger RNA, 701 nt
Organism: Antrostomus carolinensis (chuck-will's-widow)
Lineage: Eukaryota; Metazoa; Chordata; Aves; Caprimulgiformes; Caprimulgidae
Product: C-type lectin domain family 4 member E
Exons: 6
Coding region: 33-701 (222 amino acids)
Source: RefSeq, a predicted model, not a curated record
UGGUGGAGAAGAGUGAUACUGUGGUGGAGAUAAUGAAUCGCCGAGGGAGAAUCAGUCCAGGAACUAGAGCCCCAGCAGAAGAGCGAAGUUGCUCCUGGCUGAACCCUUGGGUCUUCCUUGUUUCUGCCCUUGUCAUCAAAAUGGCCUUUGUAACCGUCUGUCUUGUUGUUUUCCUUCAUGGAAGCUAUGGCCAGUACAAGAUUCUGUUCCAGAACACUACAGAGUGGCGCUGCAUCCUCAACAUGUCUGCAGGAGAAAGUGAAGGCUGGACGUGCUGCCCAAAGGGCUGGAAACGCUUUCAAGAAAGCUGCUAUUACCUGUCAGAUGACAUGAUGUCCUGGGCUGAGAGUGAGCAGAACUGCACUGGGAUGGGGUCCCACCUGGUGGUGAUCGACAGCAGAGCUGAGCAGGAGUUCCUCUUCAACUUGGCAAAAGGAGUAUUUUCUAAUGCCUAUGAAACAAAAUACUACAUUGGCUUAACUUCUCACAAAAAUGGGCAGUGGCAGUGGGUGGAUCAGACUCCAUAUGAGAAGGCGGCCACGUUCUGGAAACCAGGGGAACCCAAUUUACUCUUUGCAGAAAAAUGUGCUGCAAUUCAUGUCAAGGGAAACAGAGACCCCAACACUUAUAGUAACUGGAAUAACGUCCUUUGCUUCACAAGUUGCUAUCGAAUUUGUGAACUGGCAGUGAAAUUUGUGUGA